AUGUCGCGCGACCCCUACUCGACCGGGGGCAGCGCGGUCGGGCCCGGGGGCGGCGGCACGCGGUCCCCGCGCAGCGGCCGCCGCGUCGGCGAGUUGCCCACCGUCGACCGCAGCCCCUCCAGGAGCUAUAAACGCGGCACCCGCAGCGGCAACAACUCGCCGGACCACCUGGCCUACGGAGCCGGCGGCGGCUACCACCACCACCAGCUGGGCAGCCCGUACUACUCCAGGGACGAGGACCUGGGGAGCCCGAUCAUGCUCGAGGAGCGCGGCCGCAGCAUGUCGACCGGCGCCGGCGGCGUCCACCACCGCUCCAGGAGCGCCUCCCGCCCCGCCAUGUCCGGCUCCGCCGGCAUGUCCGCCCGCUACACCAGCCUCGACCGCGCCUCCGCCGGCAUCCUCGACCACGACCGCGAGUUCGUGCCCAUCCGCGACCCCCGGGAGCGAAGUCGCGACCGCGGAGUCGGCAUCUACCUCGAGGACGACCUGUACGGGUCCAGGUCCGCGCGGCAGAGCCCCAACCCCCACGUGAUGCGCGACGGCGGCGGGUACAUCGGCGAGCUCCAGCACCAGAACAACGACCUCCAGCGCGAGCUCGGCAACCUGAAGAAGGAGCUCGAGCUCACCAACCAGAAACUCGGCAGCUCGAUGCACAGCAUCAAGACCUUUUGGAGCCCGGAGCUCAAGAAGGAGCGCGCCCUCCGGAAGGAGGAGAGCACCAAGUACAGCCUCAUCAACGAGCAGCUCAAGCUGCUCAACUCGGAGAACCAGAAGCAGAGCAUGAUGGUCCGCCAACUGGAGGAGGAACUGAGGCUGCGGAUGAGAGGGCCUAGCGUGGAGAUGCAGCAGCAGAUGGAGGUCCUCUACAACGAGAACGAACAUCUCACUCGUGAGAUCGCCAUACUUCGGGAUACGAUAAAGGAGCUGGAGCUCAGGAUAGAGACGCAGAAGCAGACCCUGCAGGCCCGAGAUGAGAGCAUCAAGAAGCUCCUGGAGAUGCUGCAGAAUAAAGGGAUGGGGAAAGAGGAGGAGAGGAUCAUGUUCCAGCAGAUGCAGUCCAUGGCCCAGAAGCAGCUGGAUGAACUCAGGACGGAAGUCCAACGGCGGGACCAAGAGAUUCUAGCCAUGUCCGCGAAGAUGAAGACCCUGGAAGAACAGCACCAGGACUACCAGAGGCACAUCGCCGUGCUCAAGGAGUCCCUCUGCGCCAAGGAGGAGCACUACAACAUGCUGCAAGCCGACGUGGAGGAGCUGAAGCAGAGGCUGGAAGAGAAGAACCGCACGAUCGAUAAGAAGACCCAGGCGGCCAUGCAGGCUUACCAGGAACGCAAUCGUCUCAGCACCGAGCUCACCGAGAUCAAGGACCACAUGGACAUCAAGGAUCGCAAGAUCAACGUCCUCCAGCGGAAGAUCGAGAACCUGGAGGACCUCCUGAAGGAGAAGGACAACCAAGUGGACAUGGCCCGGGCACGUCUGACCGCGAUGCAGGCGCACCACUGCAGUAGCGAGGGUGCGCUGAGCAGCCUCGAGGAGGCCAUCUGCGACAAGGAGAAGCAAAUGGCGCAGCUGCGGGAACAGAGGGACCGCGCCGAGCAAGAGAAACAGGAAGAGAGGGAGUUGCACGAGAGGGAGCUCGCCGAAUACAAGAUGAAACUACACGCUCUCGAGUCCGAGGUGGAGAAACUCGGCGCGCGAUUGGAGAGGGCUCAGGCCGAGAAAGACCGUCUCGAGGCGAAGCUCGAAAGCUCUCAGUCGGAGCUGGGGAAAAGCAAAGCCGAGCUCGAUAAGGCCGCUUCCGAAGUUGGUCGAAGCGGAGCCGACUGGGAAGCUGCGAAGCAGCGAUUGGCGAGGUUGGAGCUCGAGAACGAGAGGCUGAGACACGACCUCGAGAGGUCUCAGACCACCUUCGGCAGGAGCACCCUCAAUUCCUCCCAGGAGAUCGACAGGAUCCAGGAAAGAGCCGAAAAGGCCUCCUCCGAGCUGAGGAGGGCUCAAGCCGAGCUGAGGGUCACGCAGGCUGAUAACGAAAGGGCCAGGGCCGAAGCCGCGGCCCUGCAGGAGAAGGUUGAGAAGAGCCAAGGGGAGGUCUAUAGACUCAAGGCCAGGCUGGAGAACGCUCAGGGCGAGCAGGAAAGUCUUCGAGAAGAAUAUGAUCGAGCCCAGGCUGCAGUGGCCAGACUUCACUCCGAGAGGGAAAAAGCGACGGCCGACCUGGAGAAGGCCCAAGAGGAGCUGGAGCGCACCCAAGCCACCCUGGGGAAGGCCCAGCUUCAACAGGACAAGCUACAAAAUUUGCUCGACAAGACCCAGAGCGAAGUCGACAAACUCCAAGAAAGGUUGGACAAGUCCCAGGCCGAAGUUCGCAGGAUGCAAAUGGAAAAGGAAAAGCAGAACUACGACUUCGAGAACGUCCAGAGCCAGCUGGACAAGGCACUCGGUCAGUCCACGAGGAUGCAGAAGGAGAGAGAGGCCAUCGAGCUGGAGUUGGAUCGUCUUCAGGACAAAUACGAGAAAGCUCAGAUGAUCAUGCAACGACUGCAAAAGGAGCGAGAUAACUUCCAGGAGGAGAUGGAGAAGCUGCACGAGAGGAUAGAGCUGCAGCAGACGCAGAUAGCGAAGAUGCAGCGAGAAAAGGAGAACACUACGUCCGAGUUGGAUCUGGUCAAGGAGAGAUGGGAGAAGGUGCACAACUCCCACCAAAAGCUCACCCUGGAACGCGACGACGCGCUGACGGAGGUGGAGAUCCUGAAGGAGAAGGUGGAGAAAGCCCAAUACUCGCUUACCAAGGCGCACGAAGAGCGAGAAAACGCGAACAAGGAAUUCGAAAAAAUGCUGGAGAAGUACGACAGGGCGCAGAGCGAGGUGUAUCGACUGCAGAACCGCAUCGAGGUGAUGGAGGCCGACAAGGACCGGCUAGAGCUGGAGGCAGAGAAGCAGCAGAUGCUGGCAUUGAAGGGUCGAGAAGAGGCUCGAAAGGCCCAGGAGGAGCUGGCCAGGGUGCAGGAGAUGUACGACCGGGCGGCGCUGCAGCUGGGUCGGACGAAGGAGCACGAGGAGAAGUCGAAGGAGGACCUGGAUCGGCUGGCGGUAGACCUGGAGAUGGUACGGGAGCGGUACGAAAAGUCGCAGAUAGAGCUUCGCCGGCUGCAGAAUGAGCGCGAAAAGCUGGUAGCGGACAACGAGCGGGUGAGCUUCGAGCUGGAGCGAGCGCACUCGCAGCUGGCGAAGGCCCAGGCCGCCACGGAGAAGACGCAGGAAGAGCUGGCGAGGAUGCAGCUGGAGAUCGAGAAGAUGUACGAGAAGCACGACCGGCAGCAGGCGGAAGUGCGGAAAGCGCAAGCGGAAGCCGAGCGGGCGCGCGCGGAGGCGGAGAGCGCGCGCGAGGAGAGCGAGCGAUACGCCGCUCGCUUCGGGAAGUACCAAGAGAGUCAGGAGCGCCAGAAGGAAGACUACGAGCGGACGAAGCUGGAGGCCGAGAGGCUGCGCGACCGGCUGGAGAAGGCGCUGGCAGAGCUGGACCGAGCGCGCAAAGCGGAACAGGACGCCUCGAGAUUGCGCGCCGACCUGGAGCGCGCGGAGGGAGUGCGAGGUAAAUACCAGUACGAGCAGGAGAAGUGGCAGAGCGAGGGCAGCAGGUUGCAGCAGGAGGUCGAGAAGCUGCGAGAGCGGCUGGAGGGCCGGGAGGCCGAGCUCAAGUGGCAGCAGGCGAACGGGGCGCAGCUGGAGACGAUGCUGCACGAAGCUCAGCUGCAGCUGGAGCGCGCCCGGGAGGAGGCCGGCAAGGCGACGGCCGCGCAGGAGCGGAACCGCGCGGAGAUCGAGCGGGCGCGGAUCGAGGCGGAGAAGAUCAAGGACAAGCACGAGAAGCUGCGAGCCCGGUCGGAGGCCCUGGAGGCGGACAACGAGAAGCUGCGCGUAGAGAUCGCUCGGCUGGAGCGGCUGAUGCAGACGGAGGGCAAGACGCGCUCCGAGAGCGCGAGCAUCGAGGUCGAGAGACUGCGAGCGAGCCUGGACAAGGCGAUCGUGGCUCGCGACCAGGUGGAGCUGGAGGCCGGGCGACUCGCCAAGGAGCUGGAGAAGUCGCAAAUGCACCUGGGGAAGUACCAGGAGGCGGCCGACCUGGCGAAGAAGGAGCUGGAGCGGUUGACGGCCGAGCAGGCGCUGCUGCGCGAGGAGAGGGACGCGCUGCGGCAGGAGCUGCACCGGGGCCAGCAGCAGCUCCAGCAGCUGCAGCAGCAGGCGCAGCACCAGGCUCAGCAGCAAGCGCAGCAGCAGGCCGCGGCCGUCGGCGCCGAGGAGCUCGGCCGGCUGCAGCACGACCUGCAGCUCGCGCAGCGCGAGCGCGACCGCAUGGCCGCUAUCUUGGAGAACCGCGAGAAGCACUCGGAGAAGAUCGAGAAACUCAAGGAGAAGCUGGAGGCCGAGGCCAAGCAGCUGCAGGUCGAGCGGGACCAGCUGGUCAUUCAGCUGGAGAAGUCGCAGGACAUGCUGAUGAACUUCCAGCAGGAGCUCAAUUCCAGCGAGGCCGAGCUGGAGCGGCAGCGCGAGGAGGUGCGCCGGCUGCAACAGCGCGCUCACGCGCAGACCCCGGACCGCGCCGCGAAGGAGGCCCUGGAGUCCCAGACGCGCGAGGUCCACCGUUUGGGCCAGCAAGUGCAGACGCUCACCCAGGCCCAGGCCAAGGAGCGGCAGCGCGCCGAACAGGCGGAGAAGCGACUCCAGGACGUGCAGAAGCAGCAGGCCGCCGCAUCCGGACAGGAGGCUCAGCUGGAGCAGUGGCGCAAACUCGUCGAGCAGGAGAAGCUCCGCGCGGACGCCGCGGAGCGCGAAGCCAACGACCUGCAGAAACGCGUGCAGACCGCCGACCGGCAGCUGCACGCCCAUCAGCAACAGAUCCAGCAGAUGCAGGCUAGCCUGCAGCAGUACCAGCAACAGCCCCCGGCCCAGGCCCAUCAGAACGGACAGGAGGCCGCCCGAGUGCGCAAGGACCUAGAGCGCGCCCGGGAGGAGCUCAAGCAGGCUGCCGUCGAGAGAGAGCGCUUCCAGGCGCAGCUCGAGAUGCUCUGCCAGGAACUCGAGAAAAAUCAGGUGGAUCUCCACGAGGCGAACAAGAAACUCCAAGCUGGAGGCGCGAAGCCUGGCGUCGACUCUAGCCAGGAGAGGAAACAGCUGGAGGACCAGAGGAGGCAGCUGGAGGAACAGAGGAAGCAGAUGGAGGAGAGGGCCAAAUCCGUCGAUCAGAGGCAUAGGACGAUAGAGGAGAAAGAGAGGGCGCUUCAGAAUCUCGACCAGGACUUGAAGAAACGCAAGGCCAAGAUGGACCAGCUCGAGCAGCAGCUGCAGAGGAGCGGCGGGUCGCCCGACAAAAGGCUGGCAGAGGUGCAGAAAGCUCUGGAAAUCGCGGAAAAAGAACUCGAAAAGGCCAAGGAGGACUCCGGACGAAGCGCCGCGGAAACCGAGAGGUUACUACACCUCGUACAAAUGUCGCAAGAGGAGCAGAACUCCAAGGAGAAACAAAUCAGAGAACUUCAAGAUGCACUAAAAGCCGCACAAGCAAAGUUAAAACAAGCCGCAACUGCACAGCAACAAGAGGCGGGACCCGCCGGAUUCCUAAAAAGCUUCUUCUAAGGUCGAUUUUCUUUGGGGACGCCCUCUCCAUUCUUUUUAGUACAAUUUGCAUAAAUUAAUACGCGUCAACGUCGACGGCAUAUAAUACUCGAGGAAGCGAGAAAGGCAAACGACCGACAGAUAUACGUCAAAUAAUUAUUUUACUUAAUGCUACGACCAUUGUUAACGUAUUAAUAAUAGCGACGAUAAUAAGAGUAAAACAAUAAUAUUAAUUACGGCAAGCGGAUCGACAACAAUAAUAAUUGAUAACAAUUUACCGAGAAGACGAUAAUACGUAUAUAUGUAUAUACACGUAAACGAAGAACGGACAUAAGAUCCUGAAGAAGGAUCGGAAGUUAUCGGGCUUUAGAUUCCAGAAAUCGAAGUAAAUUUUCAUAUAGGCGAUCGGCCGAUAACGAACGACUGAUAACGAGCGAAAUUAGCACACCUUUCCAUCGUUGCGUUGCCAAUUCACCGAGUAAGAUGAACGUAUCCACCGAAUCCUUUUUUACCACAAAAAUUUCUCAAUGUCCGCCGUCGCAGUCAUUUCUGCAGAUGAGCUCAAAGCGCUUAUCAAAAAGCACCCCGUAAAAGUGGUCGAAUAAUUUUUCCCACGAUCAGUCGUCGCAGCUUCGAAAUGCCCUGGACGAGGUCCAGGCCUGGAAACGGGAAACGGAGACGAAGGA
Messenger RNA from Orussus abietinus, 6293 nucleotides. RefSeq names its product ELKS/Rab6-interacting/CAST family member 1 (gene brp). Lineage: Eukaryota; Metazoa; Arthropoda; Insecta; Hymenoptera; Orussidae. The coding region runs from base 1 to 5628 and encodes 1875 amino acids. The record is from RefSeq and is a predicted model, not a curated record. Gene Ontology annotation, molecular function: structural constituent of presynaptic active zone. Gene Ontology annotation, cellular component: cytoskeleton of presynaptic active zone. Gene Ontology annotation, biological process: neuromuscular synaptic transmission; maintenance of presynaptic active zone structure; regulation of synaptic plasticity. The transcript is spliced from 17 exons.